UCUUGCAGGAGAGAAAGGAAGGGUAAUGAUUCAAGUUUUUGCUAAAAGGAACUCACAACUCAGUAUGCCACUCUUCUCUCCUCCACUCACACUCAAGCGAAAAAAUAAGAUCAACUGAAGAAAUUCUGCCGAUCUCUCUUUUUCUCCCUACGUCUAUACCUCAAUAGGGAACGAGAGAAAAGUUGAAAUGGAAAUGACAAGAGAUAAAGCUGAUAAGAAAAGAUAGGAUGUUUUGUCCCACGUGCAAUUCGCACGUGGCUGCAACUGCGGCGGUUGGGAGUUGAUACUGUCACUCACCGCAUGUAUGUUUGCUUCACGCAAUCUUUCUCUCACUGCUGUCUCUCUCUCCUUGCCGUGGCUUUAAAGCUUGAACCAAGUACACCCACAACCCUACUCAUGCCCCUCCUCUGCUUCUGCUUCAAAUAAAUGAAGACCAAACUGUCCUUUCUCAUGACCCACUGUUAAAAGCUUCUAUUUUUCCUUACAUGUAUCAAACUAAGUAACAGAAAAUUCUUUCUUUCUUUGUUUCUCUACAAUACCCAUCUCUCCCUUCCCUUCAUUUCUCUCUUCUAUAUAUUGUUAUUUGAUAGACGCCUAGACCCCACAAGAAGUUAAGCACACACAGAAGUGGAUAACCUUUGUAAGCAGUUACUGAUGGAGAGAGAAAGAGAGAUGAGCAGUGCCAAUAAUGGAGGUGGGCCUUGCGGUGCCUGCAAGUUCCUUCGGAGAAAGUGUCUGAAAGGUUGCAUUUUUGCACCUUACUUUGACUCGGACCAGGGCACGGCUCACUUUGCAGCAGUUCACAAGGUGUUUGGUGCUAGCAAUGCCUCCAAACUCCUCCUCCGCAUACCUGCACACAAGCGGUUUGACGCAGUUGUUACUCUUUGUUACGAGGCCUUGGCUAGGGUUAGAGACCCUGUUUAUGGCUGUGUUGGCCACCUCUUUACUCUACAACAGCAGGUAGUGAAUUUACAGGCGGAGUUGGCUUACAUUCAGGCCCGUCUUUCAACAAUGCAGAGCAUGCCUUCGGUGGAAGCACAGGCUCCACCAGCUCAAAGCAUAUCAACUUCAGAGAUGGCAUCCAAUUCAAUUGUGUCAAUGCAUUUUGACAUACUACAAGAGGUAUCAACGGAAUUCACCAGCCUCUGUAAUCCACUGGAUAACAAAGAUGAUGAUCUCCAGGCUUUAGCACGGGACUUUGUUUCUAGAUACUUGCCUGGAGUCAGGUUCAGGCCUCCAACUUCUCAAUAGAAAACCUUUUUUUUUUUUUUUUCUGUUGAAAUGGGUUUGGGCUCCUGUUACGUGCACUGCUGAUAGUACGUAAUCUUGUAUUUGAUUUCAAAUCAUACUCCUUUCCUUUCCUUCCUUAGUGCUUGCUUUGAGGCAUGGGCUCAGGCAUUAGACAAUUGUUCCACUUCCAUAAAUAGAAGCAAUGGGCCUCCAAGCUAA
Molecule: messenger RNA, 1449 nt
Organism: Manihot esculenta (cassava)
Lineage: Eukaryota; Viridiplantae; Streptophyta; Magnoliopsida; Malpighiales; Euphorbiaceae
Product: LOB domain-containing protein 19
Exons: 2
Coding region: 655-1251 (198 amino acids)
Biological process (GO): positive regulation of DNA-templated transcription; hormone-mediated signaling pathway
Cellular component (GO): nucleus
Source: RefSeq, a predicted model, not a curated record